CGGCAUCAGUUGUUUUUCGAGGCGAUGGGUGGAAACAUGCUGAGCAUAGCCGUACUCUGCGCACUGGCCGCCGUCGCGGCUGGAGAGAACUACAACUACGAGGAGCCCCAGGGUGGCCUGACGCUGCGGCCGCCGGCCAACCCCGAGCCCGAGCGGACCACCAGCAGACCCGGCCGGGUGACGGAGAGGCCCGCCAACGCCCCGACCCGGCCGAUGCCCACCGCCGCUCCGGACCGGGGCACCGAUGGCGCCGCCAACACCCAGAACGAGGAGAUGGUUAAGGGCCCCGAGGAGGCGGAGGACCACCACCACGGCUCGACAGACCCGCUGCAGUGGCUGCGGGAAGCCGUGCCCGGGGAGCCUGGCGUCGACUACCCCAUCUUCGCCACCGUGCCGCCCACGGCCUUCUCCUGCGACGACAAACUCGCCGGUUACUACGCGGACGUCGAGAUGGGUUGUCAGCCGUUCCACGUCUGCAUCCCGCAGCCCGGCGGCAGCGCCAUGAAGCUCUCUUUCCUCUGUCCGAACGGCACCAUCUUCAACCAGGCGGGCUUCGCGUGCCAGUGGUGGAUGGACGUGGACUGCACCUCCUCCGAGCAGUUUUACAGCAGGAAUGAAGAGAUCGGCAAGGUGCCGGAGAAGACGGCUGGCGGCAGUAUGGAAAGCGCCGCCGGACCGCCGGCGCCGGCGCGCCCCAGCCGGCAGCCGGACGUGGCACAACCCCAGGGGCCGGCGCCGCUGCCCAGCCAGUACAUCCCCCCAGCCGACACUGUGCGUCCGCCGUCCGGCCUUACACCAGUGGUUCAGGAGCGGUGCGCGUGGGUGGACGACUCCCGCCUCGGUCGCCGCUCUUCCGCUGCCACCCACGGCCAAGUUCCUCUGAGAACAGUGGAGUUCUCCCUGGUCAUCGACUCCACUGCCGAGUCGAUACACUGCUGCGUACACAAGGUCAAGGGUUUGCGCUCCUCAGUCGGCGCCGAGACUAUCAACAGCUACGUCAAGCUCCACAUCGUCCCGGGUUUGCUGAAGACCAACAAACUGCGGACGAAGGUGGUGUCCGGCUCGGGUGACGCUGAGUUCGACGAGACUCUCACCUACUUUAACGUGUCGGCCGACGUGGUGGUGAACAGCUCCCUGCGCCUUUCAGUGCUCGACGAGGAUCCGUACGGUCACGACGUGCUGGGAGAGACGCAGCUUCGGCUAUCCGAAGUGACGCCUCAUCGGCUGCUGCAGUUCUGCAAGACGCUGACGCCCGUCUGUGAGGGCGCAUAUGACGACUGCGCCGAGCUGCCCCAGGGCCGGAUAUUGUUGUCACUGAAAUACGUGACGUCACGGCAAACUCUGGUGGUGGGCGUGGUGCGGUGCGCAGAGCUGCCCGCCCUCGACGGCAACGGCAUCCCAGACCCCUUCGUCAAAGUACAACUGCGGCCGAGGGGGGCCAAGUACAAAACAGGCAUCCGCUGGAAGAGCCCCAGCCCCAAGUUCAACGAGGAGUUCAACUUUGCCUGUCGUCGCUGUGAUCUGCCCCGCCGCGUCCUCGACCUUCGCGUCUACGACAAGGAUAUCAGCAAGAGCAACGAUUUCAUCGGCGGCCUGAGUCUGAGCAUAGACUCUUGCGGCGCUCUGCUGCGCCACUGGUUCGACGCUCUGAACUACGUGGACACCCGCCACGACCGCUGGCACCGACUUAGCAGCGGACGACCGGACCCGGAGACCACGUAGACGCUCCGCUCUGCCCCGCGCCAGUGACCGCCCACACCCCGUAUUCCGUCGGAGCGCUCGGAGACCCGAGAGGUUCCGUGUCCCUCCGGUGGGCUUGGGAACCACUGGGAUCCGGUGCUCAGCGGCUGGGCCCGGAAGUCGCAGGGACCUCGUGUUCAACGGUUAGGCCCGGAAGCUACGGGGUUGGGCCCAGAAGCCACCGCCCAAUCCAUUUGCGGUCCGAAGCCGGUAGCCAUCCCACUGAUAUGCUCAGCGAUAGCUGCCGACUGGGCCGGAGGGCUGACCUGGAGCACAGCAGCAUCGGCGACCGCAGAACACCCAUCAAUGUUUCAGCUCUCAACAGGGACCACACCAGUGCUGUCCUGCCCUCUAAUUCCACGGCGACAUGACGUAUUAAGUGGCUUUCUCUCGCUUUGCCAACUAGACGUAACCGACGCCAGUCGGGGCGCUGUGGACCAAUAUUUACAGUGUUAUAGUCGUAUGUCAUGCAUGUCUGCGUGGUACCUUCUACCCGCUGUCAUAUUGGCCAAGAAGGCAGCCUCGAGGUUGUUCGUGAUGAAUUUAACUAUUUUUAUACCGGCACCCAGCAACGUGAUAUCUGCAUAUAAACUUAGAAUGAUGUUCGGUGUUGAAUUUCAUGUUGAACGUGGGAUACGCUGGAAUAUUGUUCAUAACAACUAAUCAAUCAUGUGUGUUCGUUUUGUUUACUCGUGCCAGGUUUUGUCGGAAGCCACCAGCAGGUGCCUGUGAAUAUACAGAUGCCUGUGGGUCAUGAAUCAUCGCCGGUAAUUAACAAAU
Pollicipes pollicipes is the source of this 2520-nucleotide messenger RNA. Its product is annotated as double C2-like domain-containing protein beta. The transcript has 13 exons. The record is from RefSeq and is a predicted model, not a curated record. Bases 25 to 1722 code for a protein of 565 amino acids. Lineage: Eukaryota; Metazoa; Arthropoda; Thecostraca; Pollicipedomorpha; Pollicipedidae. Gene Ontology annotation, molecular function: chitin binding. Gene Ontology annotation, cellular component: synapse; extracellular region; membrane. Gene Ontology annotation, biological process: exocytosis; regulation of calcium ion-dependent exocytosis; spontaneous neurotransmitter secretion.